Histoplasma mississippiense is the source of this 270-nucleotide messenger RNA. RefSeq lists its product with no specific name. Bases 1 to 270 code for a protein of 89 amino acids. The record is from RefSeq and is a predicted model, not a curated record. Lineage: Eukaryota; Fungi; Ascomycota; Eurotiomycetes; Onygenales; Ajellomycetaceae. The transcript has a single exon.
AUGUACGCCGAUAAAAAUAUCAGGACGGUUAAUGGAAGUUCGAAUAACCUGAGUCUGCCGUGGGUUUACACCAAUAGAACGAAAUCCAGCCUCUUGAAGAAUGAUAUCUUCAGCUUUACUGCUGAGGGUUGCGGAACAGCCAAACCAGACAAUAUCCUCACGAAGAAGCAAUCUCAGGUGCCCCAGCCUGGCAAACUGACUACGGAAUUGACUCCACUGUGUGACAAGAUGACACUCAUCGAUAGCUACAAGCCCAAUCUUUUCUUGUAA